This is a messenger RNA of Fundulus heteroclitus (mummichog), 963 nucleotides long. Its product is annotated as protein YIPF7. The record is from RefSeq and is a predicted model, not a curated record. Gene Ontology annotation, biological process: endoplasmic reticulum to Golgi vesicle-mediated transport; vesicle fusion with Golgi apparatus. Gene Ontology annotation, cellular component: trans-Golgi network; membrane. The coding region runs from base 106 to 900 and encodes 264 amino acids. The transcript has 6 exons. NCBI's taxonomy places the organism in Eukaryota, Metazoa, Chordata, Actinopteri, Cyprinodontiformes, Fundulidae.
UAAUAGUACAACCUCACAGGCCUUCAUGUUUUCUGUCCUGAAACUCUGCAGAGAAGCUGAGAGGAGGACGUGUGCUCGGCCCGAGUGUUUGUAGACCUCCAGUUUAUGGUUCCCAGUUUGUUUACUGUAUCAAGAAAAGAGAAACUUGAAGAAAGCCUUCUUCAGAUCAAAAUGGGUGACUUCCAGCAGUUUGAGCAGGACUUCUACCAAACAGGAUAUUACAUAGAUGACCAGGGGCGUGCUCUGGCUUAUUUUGACACUGAUGGAGAACAAGAUGCCAUGCCAAAUAUCCUCGAUCCCUUCAUGGAGCAGCGGUACUCUGGAGAAAUCUACCAGCCAACCAUGCGUUCAACGGCUUUUAGCAGCACUGGAUCUGAGUCCCCAGAAGAGGAACCUCCACUACUUGUUGAACUUGGAAUCGAUUUUGAUCACAUGUGGCAGAAGACACUCACAGUUCUGAACCCUUUGAAGCCAGCAGAUGGCAGCAUUAUGAACGAGACAGAUUUGACAGGUCCCAUCCUUUUCUGCGUUGCUCUGGGCGUCACUUUAAUGAUGGCAGGUAAAGUUCACUUUGAUUACGUCUACGGGAUCAGUGCCAUCGCCUGCAUUGGGAUGUACUUCCUGCUCAGUCUGAUGAGCUCGCUGGCAGUUUCCUACGGCUGUGUGGCAAGUGUCCUGGGGUACUGCCUCCUACCCAUCGUGGCCCUCUCUGCGUUUGCUGUCUUCUACUCCUUGCAAGGCGUCCUGGGAACAGUCCUGGCUCUGCUGGCCAUUUGUUGGUGCAGCUUUUCAGCCUCUAAGAUCUUCAUCUCCACCCUGGCGAUGCAGGAGCAGCAGCUGUUGGUGUUUUACCCAUGUGCCCUGCUGUAUGGACUCUUCACGCUGCUCACUGUCUUUUAACUUCCAGCUGAUCAAACCCAACUCCUACAUGUAAUGAAAUUCUUUUUUUGGGUUAAAAGAAAU